GAGCGGCGUUUAAACGCCUCGCUGACGGUGAGAACUUCCGUUGUUGUCGCUUACGCAGGUUCGAGGCAGCGGCGCACUCUCUGGGCUAGGAAAUCAUGGCCGAGGUGGAGCACCAGUUUGGCGCCACCCAAAAUGGGCAUGAAGCGGCCGCGGCGGCGGCGGCCGAGGGAUCCGUGAGUGGCGGCGACGAGGAGCUGUUGCAGCCGGAGCAGCAGCUUGAAGAGGAGGAGGAAGAGGAAGAGGUGGUGGCGGCGGCAGUGGUGGUGGCCGAGGCUGGAGAGGGGGACGGCGAGGGAGAAGGCGAGGAGGAGGAGGCAGGGCAAUCGGUAGCUUCUGCAGAAGCUGGCGGCAGCCAGAACGGAGCCGAAGGCGAUCAGAUCAACGCAAGCAAGAACGAGGAGGAUGCGGGGAAAAUGUUUGUUGGUGGUCUUAGUUGGGAUACAAGCAAAAAAGACUUAAAAGACUACUUUACUAAAUUUGGUGAAGUAACUGAUUGCACAAUAAAAAUGGAUCCUAAUACAGGCAGAUCAAGAGGUUUUGGAUUCAUUCUCUUCAAAGAAGCAGCAAGUGUUGAUAAGGUUUUGGAGCAAAAAGAACACAAAUUAGAUGGAAGAGUGAUUGACCCUAAGAAAGCAAUGGCAAUGAAAAAGGAUCCUGUGAAGAAAAUAUUUGUUGGUGGACUUAACCCAGAAGCAACAGAAGACAAAAUCAGGGAAUAUUUUGGAGAGUUUGGAGAGAUUGAAGCUAUUGAACUUCCAAUGGAUCCAAAGACUAAUAAAAGAAGAGGGUUUGUAUUCAUCACAUUUAAGGAAGAAGAACCAGUGAAGAAAAUCUUAGAGAAAAAAUUCCACAAUGUCAGUGGUAGUAAGUGUGAAAUCAAGGUAGCACAGCCAAAAGAAAUAUAUCAGCAGCAACAGUUUGGUUCUGGGGGCGGCCGAGGAAGAGGUGGAAGAAGAGGUCAAGGCAGUUCAAAUUAUGGGAAGGCUCCAAGACGUGGUCAUCAGAAUAACUACAAGCCAUAUUGAUCAAAAGUAUUCAGGUAUGCAGUGGCAUGCUCUAAUGCACAAAACUACUGCAUAUGUUUUGUACUUAAUGCUGUAGAUGGACAUUACAAUUAUGUACCAAAAUUAACUUUACAAUACAUUUCUAUGGCCUGUUAUGUGUAUCUGAAGACUUCCCUGGAAAUGUCUUUUGUUUAAUAUUUACAGAUAAUAGUUGUCUAGAGAGUGUGGUGUGUAAAUUUCAGCCUUGCUGAAGAUUAAUGAUUUUAUUGAUAGGUUAAAUUGAAAUGAUUUUGAGGGUCUGCUUAAAGCUGCAGCUUCUGCAUCUAGGGACUGCCCGUUGGAGUUAACUACGUUAUUCCAGUUGUACAGAAUGAGAUGCAUCUUAGGGAACCAGUAUCACUUUCCACCUUUUUAUUUUGUAUUGGUUUUGUGUCAUACAUUUCCUGUAAUGGAAGUGUUAAUUUUACUGUACUUUUUGGUACCUUUUUGGAAUCUAAUGUAUUGUAAGGUAUUUUACAUGUGUUCUGAUUCACCAUGACAUGGAUAUUGAUGCUAUUCUAGCUUUUGAAUAAAAAAGCAUAAUACAGUAUCCUGUGCCAUUAUUCCAGCUAUCCUUUUGUAGCUCAGAGAAAAGAAGCCUUAGAAUUUCAUUAGAAAUGCUGGUGGCUGGUUGGAUGCGUAAAUCUUAGAAAUUGGAUUUAGAGCAUGUUUUAACCCUAAAAUUGAUGAAAGACCAGCAAAACUUAAUUGUUUAAUCACAAAUUCAAAGUAUUGUUGAGGUAGGAAAAACCAGGAAGCAGAACAAGUAUUAUAUUUCAGGAAAAUCUUAGGAUUAAGAAUAGUGUAUUAUUGUGUAGGAAUAAAGGUCAUAGGAAUUUAGGAGUAAAUUUGUAGAAUUAAAUACCUAAAAUACUGAGGGGUUCAAGGCUGUAUUUACACACACAAGACAAUAUUAGACAUGCUUACACUAUAGUCUGCUUUUUUGUAUAUGCAAGUUCAAUUUAAAUCUGAAAACAUGCUCAAUAACAUAUGUACAAAACUCCUGGAUGCUUAUGUAGUACACUCAUUUGAAACUUCCCUAGGUUCAUUGAUCAUACUUAAAUCUGUCAAUCUGACUGGCUUUUGUACUCUUAUGUGUUUUAUUAGUAUUUAGAAAUUAAACAUUUCAUGCUAAAAUUAUUAAGCAAAUAUUAAAGCUGCGUAAACAUUGGAUUUUC
Molecule: messenger RNA, 2221 nt
Organism: Protobothrops mucrosquamatus (brown spotted pit viper)
Lineage: Eukaryota; Metazoa; Chordata; Lepidosauria; Squamata; Viperidae
Gene: HNRNPAB
Product: heterogeneous nuclear ribonucleoprotein A/B
Exons: 7
Coding region: 96-1025 (309 amino acids)
Biological process (GO): regulation of gene expression
Cellular component (GO): nucleoplasm
Molecular function (GO): RNA binding
Source: RefSeq, a predicted model, not a curated record